Messenger RNA from Chanos chanos (milkfish), 1064 nucleotides. Its product is annotated as ubiquitin thioesterase OTUB2. Gene Ontology annotation, cellular component: nucleus. NCBI's taxonomy places the organism in Eukaryota, Metazoa, Chordata, Actinopteri, Gonorynchiformes, Chanidae. The record is from RefSeq and is a predicted model, not a curated record. The transcript is spliced from 6 exons. Gene Ontology annotation, molecular function: ubiquitin binding; cysteine-type deubiquitinase activity. The coding region runs from base 16 to 696 and encodes 226 amino acids. Gene Ontology annotation, biological process: negative regulation of double-strand break repair; protein K48-linked deubiquitination.
UUUAGACUGCGUAAGAUGGAUACGGAAAAGACUGUUUCAAGCAAACUCGAUAUUUCGACGUUAAUAUUCGAUCAGUCUGAGGCUGGGAAAUGUCAGGACAUUUGUCACCAGUACACAUUCAUUCGAAGGGUCAAAGGAGAUGGAAACUGCUUUUACAGAGCACUGGCCUUUCGACAUUUGGAGUUGUUGUUGCACAAUGAAAGGGCUAUCCAAAGAUUCAAAGAUACAAUAAUACAGAGUGGCAGAGAACUGCUUGCAGCAGGAUUUGAAGAAAACUCUUUUAAGGACUUACUCAAUACGUUUGUCAGUGUUCUAGAGCAGAGUGGGGCAGAAGAUAAAGAGGAGAUCCUGGUUGAGUUUUUUAAUGAUCCAGUGACAUCAGACAGCAUAGUGCAGUACCUCAGGCUUCUCACCUCAGCCUAUCUGCAGAACCACGCAGAAUUUUUCCAGAACUUUGUUGAAGCACCCAGUCUAAAAGCCUACUGCCUUCAGGAGGUGGAAACUAUGGCAAUGGAGUGUGAUCAUGUGGAGAUCCUAGCACUCACAGAAGCACUGGAUCUCAGUCUUUGUAUUGUAUCCACAGAAGGAGAUGGUCACCUAACUUACCAUAUCAUUCCAGAAGGUUCCAGACCUUCUCUGCAUCUUCUCUACAGAACAUCUCACUAUGACAUAUUAUACAAGGGCCCGGACCACUGAAGAACACGCAAAACUUGGAAAAUACAACUCAGGAUCGAUAAACUGUCAUAACAAAAAAAGAAUGUGUGCCUCUUACAUAUAUCUUUGUACUAUCAGCGAUAUAAGCUUUUCCACAAAACUUCCACUGACUUUUACAAGUUUUUACUGAGCUUCACAGAGCUGAAAAUGACGGGGGUUUUUUUCUAUUUUUAUUUAUAUCAAUGCAAUGGGGGUGUUGAAAGGGCGGCUGCAUUUCUUUGCUUUUCAUAUAUGUUUGCACAUAAAAAUAUCAUAUAAAAGAGUUCCUCUUCUAACAUGGAUAUAUUUCUGUGUAGCCUUGAAAGCCAAAAAAAAAAAAAGACCGGAAACUUUAAAAGCAAAUUACUGUA